GCUUAUUGAUGCGUUUGUUACACACAUAACCUAUAAAGUUUAAGUAAACAAACACGUUUGGGGGUGUAUUAAAAUUAUUAAGAUAAAGCUGUUUUAAUUACCUUUUAUACGUUUAAAUAAUCGGCGCGAUUAAAAAGGAUUAAUUAUUUUAAACAUACUUCAGCACCUUAUGUACUAUACAAAGAUGGUAUAGAACGCAGUCAGGCACAAUGGGGAGGAGCUCAAGAUCCGUAUACAACCGUUCAAGCGCAACAACAGCAACAACAACAAACACAACAGCAACAAACAACUCCCGGUGGCGCUAACAGCCCGAACCAAUCUUGCGGUCCAACUGUACCACCAUUGGGUGUUGAAGCGGAUUCCGUACCAGCUCGAGAUCAGAGUUUACCAUCGCCCGCCCCGUCUCCUUACCCGGCCACACAGGCCGAGCCCAGAGACGAUGAUCUACCGACAAGCGAUCAACCGACGAUGGAUAUGGAACCGCGGCCAGCCUCCCAGUGCUUCCCUACAGACAUUCAGCAGCAACAACCGUAUCAACAAUAUCGGGCACCGCCUCCGGCAGCGCCGCCACCCGUGCCACCCCACAUGUUAGGAGCGGGCAGCUUUUCCGCAUUGCACUACUUGAAACAGCCCGGUGUGGCGAUGUUGACAUCGCUAGGAAGUGAAGCCGCGAAUCAACUUGAUCAGUACACGAACAACAUGCAAGAUUUGAGGGCCGCCGCCCUUCCAGAUGUGAUACAACAACAGCAGAAUGGAUUGAAACAGGGCAAAGGCCUCGGCGGCGAAUUAAGGCUAUUCAAGUGUUUGACUUGCGGGAAAGACUUUAAGCAGAAAUCGACGUUGCUCCAACACGAACGGAUACACACCGAUAGUAGACCGUACGGUUGUCCAGAGUGCGGGAAACGUUUCAGGCAACAGAGCCAUCUAACGCAACACCUGAGGAUACACGCGAACGAAAAACCCUACGCGUGCGUUUACUGCGAGCGGACGUUUCGACAACGGGCCAUCCUCAAUCAGCACCUGCGCAUCCAUUCGGGUGAGAAGCCGUAUGAGUGCCCCGAGUGCGGGAAGCACUUCCGUCAGAAGGCGAUCCUCAACCAGCACGUCCGCACACAUCAAGAUGUGAGUCCUCACUUAGUGUUCAAAAAUGGUAUAAAUCCAACAUUAUGGCCUCAAGAUGUUCCGUUUCCUGCCGAUGAAGGUAAAGAAGAAGUAACGAGUACGUAUGGUGAUGGGGACGCGUCGCAAGCAGACCGGGGAAGCUGUUUUUCACCAAACAGCGUCACCGGGAACCUUCAGUAUCCGGCCUAUUUUAAAGACAACAAAGGAAUGAACCAUUCUGUGUUCGGUUCGGGUGCCAAUUUCGGCGCGUUGCAAUACCUCAGUAAUAAAGGUGGCACCGGCAAAUUGCCGGAUGUCAUCCAACACGGAAGAUCCGCCGGAAUGCCCCUUUACGUACGGUGUCCGAUCUGUCAAAAAGAGUUCAAACAGAAAUCGACAUUACUUCAACACGGCUGCAUCCACAUCGAGUCCAGACCGUAUCCGUGUCCGGAAUGCGGAAAACGGUUUAGACAACAAAGUCAUUUAACGCAACAUUUGAGGAUCCACACGAACGAAAAGCCGUACGGUUGCAUUUAUUGCGGGAGGAAUUUUCGGCAACGGACCAUUUUAAAUCAACACCUGAGGAUUCAUACCGGCGAAAAACCUUAUAAAUGUACACAGUGCGGGAAAGAUUUUAGACAGAAGGCCAUUUUAGAUCAACACACGAGAACGCAUCAAGGAGAUCGACCGUUUUGUUGUCCAAUGCCCAAUUGCCGGAGACGGUUUGCCACCGAGCCCGAAGUUAAGAAACAUAUAGAUAAUCAUAUGAACCCACAUGCAGCUAAAAAUCGAAGAGAUUCUGCUAAUUCAGAUGGUAAACACAAUGGAAUGUUACCGCGUGGUUUAACACCAACGACGGUGGUAAAACCGGAGUUGUACUUUCCACAGUGUUACGCGCCCGGAUUUAAUCCUCCAACGAGCGUCAGUCAGUUUGCGACGGCGACGCCUGAGUUUAAGCCGCCAAACGGUUUACCAACGCAGUGACUAACGGGAUGGCAAUUGGGACCCUGUAUCGGGUGACCAUUUGCCAUCUCAAAUUCGCUGAUAAGGACCAACGCUACUGCCGCUACUGCUGCUGCUACUUACGCAACCGAAGAGACCAAACAGAACGAGUAGCCUGGGGCGUGCGGAUUUUUUUUGGGGCUGUGGAACGGCUCCUGAGAAAGAAAAUCAAAUAAAUAAAGAAAAAAAAUAAAUAAAAAAGAAAACAACCGGCCGGGUGAUUGAAAAAAAUGGUGCUGUAAGACGGUAACUAAGAGAAAGGGAGAGAAUAAAAUGGGGUGGCAAAAAAGAUCGAGGUUAGAUUCUUGAUUAAGAAAUAAAAAGCACUUAGCGGCAAUACAUUUUAAAA
Messenger RNA from Onthophagus taurus, 2452 nucleotides. RefSeq names its product zinc finger protein jim (gene jim). Gene Ontology annotation, cellular component: nucleus. The record is from RefSeq and is a predicted model, not a curated record. Lineage: Eukaryota; Metazoa; Arthropoda; Insecta; Coleoptera; Scarabaeidae. Gene Ontology annotation, molecular function: sequence-specific DNA binding; DNA-binding transcription factor activity, RNA polymerase II-specific. Gene Ontology annotation, biological process: regulation of transcription by RNA polymerase II.